GAAGAGAGAGAGAGAGAGAGGAGAGAGGACGGGCAAGAGGAGGAAGAGGAGAGAGACGAGAGAAAAGAGAGAGAGAGAGAGAGAGAAGAGAGAGAGAGAGAG
Molecule: messenger RNA, 102 nt
Organism: Penaeus monodon (black tiger shrimp)
Lineage: Eukaryota; Metazoa; Arthropoda; Malacostraca; Decapoda; Penaeidae
Product: RNA-binding protein 25-like
Exons: 2
Source: RefSeq, a predicted model, not a curated record